Molecule: messenger RNA, 420 nt
Organism: Vicia faba (fava bean)
Lineage: Eukaryota; Viridiplantae; Streptophyta; Magnoliopsida; Fabales; Fabaceae
Source: the annotation of a GenBank genome assembly
AUGGUGCUCAAUUUCACUGCCCGUAAUCCAAAUAAAAAACUUGGUAUAUAUUACGAUAAAGUUGAGGCUCAUGCAUUCUAUGAAGGGGCAAGGUUUGCAAAUAUUGAUGUCAUCACACACAUGAAUUCUUUCCGCCAAGACAAGAAAAGCAGUGAUCCUAUGAGUGGUGUUUUCUCAGGACAACAGUUGUUGAUGCUCCAUAAUGAUCAAGUGUCUGAAUUCAACAAAGACAAGAGUGUUGGAGUUUAUGAUAUCUAUGUGAAACUCUACUUCAGGAUUAGGUUCAAACUCGGAGACUCCAUUUCUCAUAGUUACAAGCCAAAAGUCAAGUGUGACCUCAAUGUUUCGAUGAAUUCUAGGAAUAAUGCAACUUUUACCUUUACUAGGGUUUUGCCUACCAAGUGCGAUGUUCUGUUCUAG